Geodia barretti is the source of this 960-nucleotide messenger RNA. The record is from the annotation of a GenBank genome assembly. NCBI's taxonomy places the organism in Eukaryota, Metazoa, Porifera, Demospongiae, Tetractinellida, Geodiidae.
AUGCAACGGCUCAUAUUUGUCUCAUACCGAACAGGGACACCGCAGAUAUUCGCAGAAGAACGCACCACGGGUGAACUUCGCCAAUUAACAGAUAGACCUGACCUCGCCGAGUGGUCGGUGCAUCCCUCGCGUGAUGGAAAAGCAGUCUACUUCACAGCAGGCACAAGCGGAUGGAAAGUAGAUUUGGAGACGCUUGAAGCGCACGAACUUGUCAAUUUCGCAGCAACGGCGAUGCGGGAAGAAGGUAUGGUAGCCGCCGCUAUGGGCACUACCGCCUUGAGUCACGAUAAUCGAUGGUGGGCUGUCAGAUUCAACAUCGGUAAAGAAUCCGCACUCGCUAUUAUAGACACAGACACCGGCGGGCACGAUAUCAUCUUGCGGAGAGAGAGUAUUGGACACCUUCAAUUCUGUCCCGACGAUUCCAACCUGCUCUACUAUGCGGGUCCCCUUACUGAUCGAGUGUGGGUAAUCCAUCGCGACGGAACGGGUAACCGUCGUCUCUAUGCCCGUAACGUCGAAAAGAACGAAUGGAUCACACAUGAAACCUGGAUCCCAGGAACGCGUGAACUCGCUUUUGUCGAUUGGCCCCGCGGCGUGAGGUGUAUCAACGCCGAUACUGGCAUAGACCGACAAGUGACAACGUUCAACGCAUGGCAUGCCAUUAGUAAUUCUGCUGGAACACUUAUGGUAGCAGACACUAACUUCCCAGAUAUUGGUAUCCAAAUUUUCGAUCCACGUGAUGGUAUUGGCGAACCUCAGACGUUAUGCUAUCCCAACGCCUCGUCUAUUGGCGAGCAUUGGAACGGACCGUUCCCGUAUGCCGCUGGUCCUAUUCAGGUUUACGCACCACAGCAUACACAUCCACAUCCGUCUUUCAGUCCGGAUGGCAAGCACGUUGUAUUCACAUCCGAUCGAAGUGGAUAUGCUCAAAUUUAUGAGGCAAUUCUCGGUGAUACAUAA